This is a messenger RNA of Jaculus jaculus (lesser Egyptian jerboa), 3170 nucleotides long. RefSeq names its product BICD family like cargo adaptor 1 (gene Bicdl1). The transcript has 10 exons. The record is from RefSeq and is a predicted model, not a curated record. Gene Ontology annotation, biological process: vesicle transport along microtubule; Golgi to secretory granule transport. NCBI's taxonomy places the organism in Eukaryota, Metazoa, Chordata, Mammalia, Rodentia, Dipodidae. The coding region runs from base 1 to 1881 and encodes 626 amino acids.
AUGUCCGCUUUCUGCCUGGGCUUGGCCGGCCGCGCUUCAGCACCCUCGGAGCCGGACAGCGCCUGCUGCAUGGAGCUGCCCGCCGGGGACGCAGGCCGGAGUCCCGCCGUCUCCGCCGCCGCCCUCGUCACCUUUCCCGGGGGCCCCGGGGAACUGGAACUGGCAUUAGAGGAGGAGCUGGCGUUGCUGGCGGCUGGGGAACGGACAUCCGAUCCCGGAGAACAUCAGCAGGCCGAGUCCGGGCCUCCGGUCGAAGGGACCGGAUCGCAGACCACGCCGCCGCCUCCGACCCAGGAUCCCGAGCUGCUGUCCGUGAUCCGUCAGAAGGAGAAGGAUCUAGUGUUGGCGGCCCGGUUGGGCAAGGCGCUGCUCGAGAGGAACCAGGACAUGAGCCGGCAGUACGAGCAGAUGCACAAGGAACUGACCGACAAGCUGGAGCACUUAGAACAAGAGAAGCACGAACUGAGAAGACGAUUCGAGAACCGUGAAGGGGAGUGGGAAGGGCGAGUGUCCGAGCUGGAGAGUGAUGUGAAGCAGUUACAGGACGAGCUGGAGAGGCAGCAAGUCCAUCUUCGCGAAGCAGAUCGAGAAAAAACACGGGCUGUCCAGGAACUGUCAGAACAGAACCAAAGGUUACUGGAUCAACUCAGCAGGGCCUCUGAAGUCGAGAGACAGCUCUCCAUGCAGGUCCAUGCCCUCAGAGAAGACUUUCGGGAGAAGAACUCCUCCACCAACCAGCACAUCAUCCGGCUCGAGAGCCUUCAGGCAGAGAUCAAGAUGCUGUCUGAUCGGAAGCGGGAGCUGGAGCAUCGGCUCAGCACCACCUUAGAGGAGAACGACCUGCUGCAAGGCACUGUGGAGGAACUGCAGGACCGAGUGCUGAUCCUGGAGAGGCAGGGCCAUGACAAAGACCUGCAGCUCCACCAAAGCCAGCUGGAGCUCCAGGAGGUCCGGCUGUCCUACCGGCAGCUGCAGGUGAAGCUGGAAGAGCUCACGGAGGAGAGGAGCCUGCAGAGCUCAGCUGCCACCAGCACGUCCUUGCUGUCAGAGAUCGAGCAGAGCAUGGAGGCUGAGGAGCUGGAACAGGAGAGAGAGCAGCUGAGACUGCAGCUUUGGGAAGCCUACUGCCAGGUCCGCUAUCUCUGCUCUCACCUCCGCGGGAAUGACAGCGCCGACUCCGCCGUGUCCACGGACUCCUCCAUGGAUGAGUCGUCAGAAACCUCAUCGGCCAAGGACGUGCCGGCCGGCAGCCUGCGCACCGCCCUCAGCGAGCUCAAGAGGCUGAUACAGAGCAUCGUGGAUGGCAUGGAGCCCACGGGCUCCCGGAGAAUUGAUGAUGACUCCUUAGAAGAGCAGAUAAGGCAGACCAGUGAGGACUCAAGAGCCCUGAGGGAGCUCAUGGAGGGGGAGAGGGGUAAACUGAAACAGAGCCUAGAAGAGCUGCAGCAUCUCCACAGUCAGGUGACGCUGCUGAGUGUGGAGAUGACUGUGCUGAAGGAGGAAAGGGACCGGCUCAGGGCGGCGUCUGAGGACAAGGAGCCGCAGGAGCAGCUUCAGAAGGCCCUCAGGGACCGGGAUGCAGCUAUUGCAAAGAAGAACGCUGUGGAGCUGGAACUUGCCAAGUGCAAGAUGGACAUGAUGUCUCUCAAUAGCCAGCUGCUGGAUGCCAUUCAGCAGAAACUGAACCUCUCACAGCAGCUUGAGGCUUGGCAGGAUGACAUGCACAGGGUCAUUGACCGGCAGCUGAUGGACACGCACCUGAAGGAACAGAGCCGGCCUCCCGCCGCCGCCGCCUUCUCCAGGGCCCACAGCACAGGGCGGGGCCGUGAGCCCAGCACCAUGGACGGCAAACGGCUCUUCUCCUUCUUCAGGAAAAUUUAAGUUGAGAAGAGCCAGGCUCUGAGGAUUGGGGGGGGGGGGGGCUGGAAGCAAACGAAAAGGCAUUAUGAGCAAGUGUCCCCUCGGGUCGGGCUGGGCAGCCAAGCUGCCUGCCAGCCUCAUGACCCAGCCAGUCCCAGAGAGCCUGAAGCCUCCCUAUUGUCAGUGUGCUAGAGACCAAUGAGUGGGGGCCGCCUCGGCCUCUGCCGGCUGCUCUGCUCGCCACCGAGGGCCAGGCCAGAGCCCUGUCCCCGCUGCCCAGCCUCUGAGCCUGGGCUUCCCCAGGAUCCUUUGCUGAGCACAGCUCAGGCAGCCUCCCUCCCACGCCGACCCAGCUGACCUCAGCCCACCUCACAGGCUCUGCCGCCUCCUGGCGUUUAGAAGAUGGGGAACACAGACGGAGUCCUCUGCCUGCCUCCUCAGGCUGAGCCUCGGGCUGACCCUGUAGGGCACAGCCAGGCUGGAAGACUUCAUUUCUGCCCCAGCCACUGGCCCAGAGGAAGGGAGGCACGGCCCUCACCCCCAUGCAUGCACCUCUGCUGGAGCCUCUGUGUGGUGUGAGGCCCAGCCUGUGGCUGUGAGGCCUGAGCUGGGGUGUACCCAAGCUCCAUUGAGGCUACCCUGUGCCCCAGGGAGGAGGGAAGACCUAUUCCCUGACCGCCGCCAUUCUUCCUCUGCCUCUUCCAGUUUGGUCCUUACCCACUUGUGAAGCAGGGCCAGACGGUAUUGUCACUGGCCCUCUGCAGGCUUUAGCCAUCCAGCACUUGCCCCUCGGGUAGGGCUGGGAGAGCACUUGUCUUCCUCCCACAGCCCCCUCAUCUCAGAUACAACUUCUUGGCCCAAGCCAGGCAAGUCCAGGCCACAGAAUGGCCUCUGAGGAGCCUGGCCAAUCACCUCACAUUAAGAGCAUUACAGGUCCCACAGGGCGGACCGGGUGAGGGUGCCGGGAGCCUCCAGAUACUGCCCACCAAGCUUAAGAAGAGCAGCCACCUCACCGUCUCUGUUGAGACCCGCCGGGGCUCCGUGGGCCUGGCCCGUCCACAGCUGCUCACCAGUGGUUCAGUCUCCCACCCUCGCCAGGGAGAAGCACAGCAGGGACGAGCGGACAGAAUGUACCUGUAGAUAUGUACAUACACAGUGCUGUUAAUUUUGUAUGUAGCAAUCAUGUAAAUAAGUGUAUGGGUUUUAUAAUACACACAUAUAUAUAAAUCUAUAAAGGCAUAUUUUUAGAAAAACAGCACACCACUGCUUCUUUUGAAAAUAGUCCAAGAAUAAAAUGAAUUUCUACAGUU